AUGCAACCAGCUCGAGACGACGCAUCAGGUGCGAGUAGCCAGCGUGUCCCUGCUGACUUGGCGCGGAGCACUUCGGCAAGCCUGCCCUUCCCGCUCGUGCUGGCCUCCAGGCCCCCAAGCGCCUCUCCGACGGAGUCCCCGGGCCUUUUCACCGUGGCCGCUCCAGCCCCGGGAGCGCCUUCUCCUCCCGCCACGCUGGCGCACCUUCUUCCCGCCCCGACAAUGUAUAGCCUGCUGGAGACUGAGCUCAAGAACCCCGUGGGGCCGCCCACCCCUGCGGCGGCCACAGGCGGCCCCGCAACCCCGGGCAGCGCAGGCAAGAGUAGCGCGAACGCAGCCGGCGGCGCGAACGCAGGCGGCGGGAGCAGCGGUGGAGCGAGCGGCGGUGGCGGGGGCAACGACCAGGACCGUGUGAAGCGGCCCAUGAACGCCUUCAUGGUGUGGUCCCGCGGGCAGCGGCGCAAAAUGGCCCUGGAGAACCCCAAGAUGCACAACUCUGAGAUCAGCAAGCGCUUGGGUGCCGAUUGGAAACUGCUGACCGACGCCGAAAAGCGACCGUUCAUCGACGAGGCCAAGCGACUGCGCGCGGUGCACAUGAAGGAGUACCCGGACUACAAGUACCGGCCGCGCCGCAAGACCAAGACGCUGCUCAAGAAGGACAAGUACUCCCUGCCCGGAGGCCUGCUGCCCCCCGGCGCCGCCGCUGCCGCCGCCGCCGCCGCCGCCGCCGCCGCCGCCAGCAGCCCGGUGGGCGUGGGCCAGCGCCUGGACACGUACACACACGUGAACGGCUGGGCCAACGGCGCUUACUCGCUGGUGCAGGAGCAGCUGGGCUACGCGCAGCCCCCGAGCAUGAGCAGCCCGCCACCGCCACCUACGCUGCCGCAGAUGCACCGCUACGACAUGGCCGGCCUGCAGUACAGCUCUAUGAUGCCACCCGGCGCCCAGAGCUACAUGAACGCCGCGGCCGCGGCCGCCGCCGCCUCGGGGUACGGGGGCAUGGCGCCCUCAGCCGCCGCCGCCGCGGCCGCCGCCUACGGGCAGCAGCCCGCCACCGCCGCUGCCGCCGCCGCCGCCGCCGCCGCCAUGAGCCUGGGCCCCAUGGGCUCGGUGGUGAAGUCCGAGCCCAGCUCGCCGCCGCCCGCCAUCGCAUCGCACUCGCAGCGCGCUUGCCUCGGCGACCUGCGCGACAUGAUCAGCAUGUACCUGCCACCCGGCGGGGACGCGGCUGACGCCGCCUCUCCGCUGCCCGGCGGCCGCCUGCACGGCGUGCACCAGCACUACCAGGGCGCCGGGACUGCCGUCAACGGAACCGUGCCGCUGACCCACAUCUGA
Cynocephalus volans (Philippine flying lemur) is the source of this 1335-nucleotide messenger RNA. It is a transcript of the gene SOX3, whose product is annotated as SRY-box transcription factor 3. Gene Ontology annotation, molecular function: DNA-binding transcription factor activity, RNA polymerase II-specific; RNA polymerase II cis-regulatory region sequence-specific DNA binding. NCBI's taxonomy places the organism in Eukaryota, Metazoa, Chordata, Mammalia, Dermoptera, Cynocephalidae. The record is from RefSeq and is a predicted model, not a curated record. Gene Ontology annotation, biological process: anatomical structure morphogenesis; negative regulation of transcription by RNA polymerase II; positive regulation of transcription by RNA polymerase II.